CUGGAUCAUUUGUAUUAACAAGCAUUAGUCCCUUAGUGCCCCUUUUUUGGUUUGGGCCACUGCCCCUCAAAAUAUCUGUGCACAGCCCUGAUUCGAGGCGUGGUCUGGUGUGUUUGCACAGACCGAUCGGUGGAUGACCAAAAAGCAUACAGAGCCCUCUGAUCUCUACUCGCAUCACUUUGUCGUUAUACACCGAUGCGCAGCCCUGGACACACAUUCUGACACAUAAUCAUUUAAAGAUGUGUCAUGGGAGAAGUUAUUAGUGGAUGUUAAGUUUACUUUCUGUUUCAGAUCUUUUUAACAGCACAUAUCUAUCUCUCUCUCUACAGAAAAACAUUACAUGGUCAUGGUGUAAGGUUUCUCACACUGGACUGAAUCAUGGUGGAGACUCAGGAUUCUUUUCCUUUUGGUUGUUUAUUGGAAUACCUGUUUACUUUGGUAGGAUUGAUAUUGUUCCUGCUGGAUAUAGCGCUGGACAUUUGGACUGUUGUGUCAUUCUAUCAGGAUGGGGCCUAUGUGUAUAUGGCAGUGAUGAUCUUUCUGCUGCUGGGCUCUUCAGUGUUGUUACAGGUGUUCAGCUGGCUCUGGUACUCUGAUUCACUGAACAAGAUUGAGAGUAAGGUGGAGAAAUUUACAGACCGGCAUUCAUUGAUCAAACCAUUCCACUUCCUGCAGCUCGGAGUCUACCUCAGGUAUGCGGGGGUGGUAGAGACCUCCACAAUGGAUUUUCAUCAUUACACUAAUAAUUUCAGAGAGGGUGUGGCCAUGUGCCUGAACCAUGAUCUUCAGAUGCUUCGUCUAUUUGAGACAUUUUCUGAAAGUGCCCCACAACUCACACUUAUGAUGACUAGAAUCCUACAGAGAGGAGAGGUGGAGCGUAUUACAGCUUUAAAAAUCCUCACAUCAGCUGCUGCAAUUUCCAGUAGUAUUGCCUUGUACCACCGCAGCAUGCGUAUCUAUCUUCCUGAAAAAUGCAAGAUGAGUUGGAUCUCCACUGUGAUUUACUUCCUGUGGAACUUGUUGCUGAUCAUUCCCCGUGUAACUGCUCUGGCACUCUUCUGCAGUGUAUUGCCAUCCUACAUCAUAGCUCACUUCCUGUCCCUGUGGAUGCUGCUGGUUUUAGCGGCCUGGAGCCAGAAAACAAAUUACAUGGAACAUUCUGGUUGGGAAUGGCUCUACAGAGCUGCCAUUGGACUCAUUUGGUACUUCAGCUGGCUUAAUGUAUCAACAGGAAGCAUAAAAUUGAAGUCGAUUUUCUAUUAUAGUUUCAUGGCUUUAGACACAAUGUUGCUGCUGGGCUUCUGGUGGUGGAAGGUGUUUGAGUAUGCAGGCUGCUGGAGCUCCUUAAAUCCUCACAUUGUGAUCCCGACACUACUAGGUUUGUACGCCAUUGGAAUACUAGUGAAAAUGAUAUACUACAGAUGGCUUCAUCCCAACAGUGAUAAAGAGAAAAUCACUGAACCCACUGAAAAAGGGAAGUUCAGAAGAGCUGCAACAUGCGACACAGACUCAGUCUCAUCCCUGGAAGAUAUAGCUGCAUCAACAUGA
This is a messenger RNA of Cyprinus carpio (common carp), 1548 nucleotides long. Its product is annotated as XK-related protein 8-like. Gene Ontology annotation, cellular component: plasma membrane. The record is from RefSeq and is a predicted model, not a curated record. Lineage: Eukaryota; Metazoa; Chordata; Actinopteri; Cypriniformes; Cyprinidae. Bases 379 to 1548 code for a protein of 389 amino acids. The transcript has 3 exons. Gene Ontology annotation, biological process: apoptotic process involved in development; phosphatidylserine exposure on apoptotic cell surface; engulfment of apoptotic cell.